AUGCCAAGGAAAGCAGGUCCUAAGCCUUCAUUCAUUAUUGAAUUAGAUGAUAAAGGAAAUGUUGUUGCAAAGCAUAAGUUAAACAAGCAGGGAUGCCUUGUAAAAGUAGUAAAUCCAAAAGGAAUAACAGUCCGCACUAAAAAUGGGAUAGUUCCUGCAAGAAAUCUACCUGAAAUCAGCUUUGUCAAAGGAGAAAACGCUGAUGUUACAAAAUUGGAACGAAUUGACACUGAAAUUGAUAUUUUUUCAAACGUGAUUAAUGAUAUCUUCCAUAUCAUUGAUGUUCAAAAUUGCGAUGUAUUUCAUCGUAAUCCUGAUUUAACUGAUAACAUUAGGAUGCUCUUUGAUCUAAUUUAG
This is a messenger RNA of Trichomonas vaginalis G3, 357 nucleotides long. RefSeq lists its product as uncharacterized. The transcript has a single exon. NCBI's taxonomy places the organism in Eukaryota, Parabasalia, Trichomonadida, Trichomonadidae. The record is from RefSeq and is a predicted model, not a curated record. The coding region runs from base 1 to 357 and encodes 118 amino acids.